Messenger RNA from Cuscuta campestris, 1950 nucleotides. The record is from the annotation of a GenBank genome assembly. NCBI's taxonomy places the organism in Eukaryota, Viridiplantae, Streptophyta, Magnoliopsida, Solanales, Convolvulaceae.
GACUCCCCGGAGUCUCCGUCGAAAAGACCUGGCAACGACCGGUGUAACUCCCGUAAAACAGCAAUCUCCCAGUCUUGAAGCGCCUGGAGACAUUCCUAAGCACACACUUGUGGACAUUUCUCGCAGAGCUCUCAGUAAAGGGAAAGUAAAAUCUACUUCUUCCAAAUUCAAGAUUGUAGGUUAAAGACAACAUUCUCAACAAUCCGGCGCCCACACCAACCAAGCAAUAUCGAGAAAGAUUUCCUUCAAAUCAAGAACCCACUUCAGAAAGUUGCUUAAUUUCCCAAAUUCACGUGUAAGAAAGCCAUUCUUGAAGCGCUAAAGUUUGAAUCAUUGAAGAAGAGCACCAAGAAAUGAGCUCAAGCGAGUGGUAUUCACUAUUCAGAGAGAGGAGAUAAGAAGUUGAAGAUAAAAAAUCAACUCGUAUUUCCCAGAAGGAAUUGUGAAACACAUUGUCCUUGCCGCCAUAUGAUGGUGUGGAUCAAAGCAGACCACACAUUAAGAAUCCUCCUCUUUCAGCGCCAUCUCUAUCAUCCUCAAGCCUCCUUCUUCAUCGGCUCUCCAUCAGGCACUGCAUCAGACUCAAGGAUUAUUAAAAAUGCAUUAAGGAGGGAAGAUAAGCUUAAAAUCCCCGAAGGUAAAUAUUAUCUCGUGGAUGCUGGGUUCAUGUUAACAAGAGGACUAAUAACACCUUAUCGAGGAGUCCGCUAUCAUUUGAAAGAAUUCGCAUGGAAUCCAAUAACUCAUUUGUGGGAUGCUGAGCCUGAAGUUUGGGAUGCUUUGAUUAAGGCUAAACCUAAAGCAGCUGAUUGGAGAAACACCCCUUUUCCAAACUAUGAAAAGAUGAUGAUAUUAUACAGAGUAAAUAGAGCUAAUGGAGAUGAGGGGGAGACAAUGCAAGAGUGGAAGAAGAGACAUCGUUCUUCAGGGGAUGGUAUGGGGACUAUUCACGAUAUUGAUCUUAAUAGUGACAUAUUUGUUGAAGAUUACUCACCUAGGCAACGAGCUUCACCUGAAGACGGUCAUUCUAGUCAUGUUAACAAUGCCUCCAGCAAAAAGCUAAAAAAGGCACCUCGAGAACCUGAAAGCUUCAAAGAAUUGACAGGAGCAAUUUAUGCAAUGGUGACAUCACUAGACAAAGGCAAUGAAGCAAUUAUACAAGGAAAUUUGGUUUUACAGAGAGCUUCGGACAGCAAGAGAGAAGUGCCUCAAUUGUCUGGUGAAGAACUAUGCAGAAUACUCGAAGAAUGUGGGUGUGAUGCUAACAAAAUACCAGACAUAUAUUGCUUCCUUAUGAGUGAUGAUGAAAAGCUCAGGACUGCAGUCCAAUCUCCGGUCUCAAUUAGGAAGCAAUUAAGAAGUGGUUUGGAGACCACAAGGGUAAGUGUUGAUUUAAAUUUGGAGAAUCAGGUCAGUAUUUCUGAGGUUGCUACUUCUUUUGAUUCUGAAUUAGAAUCUGAAACUGAGGUAAUUGUUUCUCCUGUCCAAUCACAUAAUAACAUGGCAACUUUAAGGGAGCUAGCUGCACCUGACCUUCAGACCCAGCCCAUGUCCAUUACUUAUGCUGUUUUGGAAAAACCAUUGAAAUUAAACUCUGGAUUUUUGAAUAUGCUUCCCAAGUUUCAUGGCCUGCCUGGUGAAGACCCUUAUAGACAUGUUAAUGAGUUCCUCAUAACAUGUGCAGCCAUGAAACCUGAAGGAGUUCCUCAAGAACAAAUCAGACUUAGGGCUUUUCCCUUUUCAGUGAUGGACAGAGCAAAAGAUUGGCUGUACUAAUAUGCCUCCUGGAUCUUUUACAACCUGGCCAUCACUGCAUAGGGCAUUCUUAGAGGAGUUCUUUCCUGCCUCUAGAAUAGGAUCUAUUAGGAAGGACAUCUGUGGGAUAAAACAAAUGGGGAAUGAAUCAUUUUCUGAAUAUUGGAAGAGAUUCAAUAAACUCUAGGCUAGUUG